GCGUGUGUGUGAGUGCACGGCUUCAUUUUGUUGUCAACAGCUGAGGCAAUCGGAAAAAGUUUUUCGCAACUAGUUAUCGGUAAAAGCCAGAGUUCCGGGUUUUUCGCUUUUCGUCACCAUCACCGUCCACCACCGUUACCGUGCGCCGUUUGUCCGUUUGAUCCGUGGCUGCUGCUCCUGGUAGUGGGUGCGAGAUCCCGCUGCUGCUCGUUCCAGGUUCCGAACAACAAGCGCGAGCAGCACGGCCGUAAGUGCGUAAUUUGUGUGUGUCGUGUUUUUUCACGGUUCCCCGAAUCAUGUUUCGGCCAGGCAGGAAGCAGCUAGGCAAACGGCAAACGGCGGACAAUGGUAGCGGUGGUGGCAACGCGCUGAAGAAGCUCCGGACCGAUCAGCAGGUUCCGACGUUCGACGAUGAAUCUGGGUCAGCGAUCGGGGUGGUGGCGGGGGGCCUCGCCACUGCGGCUGCGGCCACUGCUGAGGGUCGGGAGCGAGUGGAGGGAGAGGGAGACGGGACGGCGUCCAGCCCGGUUAGCCGGAACGGGCGACGCAUCAUCCGCGGACAGACGGGUACGGUGUUGCUGGAUUGCGAAAUUCCCCGCUAUGGUACCCCGGUCGAGCGGAAGCGCUGCCGUAUGGCCGGUGACUACAUCAUCGGUCACGAGCUGGGCUCGAGCCCGGGUGUCCCACAAACGCAGUAUCUGGCGCGCAAAGCAGGCACCGACGAGUACUAUCUACUGAAGAUGCUGAGCUUCGAUCCGGAAACUGAGGUGGUGGAUAAGGAAACGCUGCAGGGCAAGCUGCUGCUGCACACCGAGUUCACGCUACUCUCGAUGCUGGCCGAUCUCGAGGGUGUUAUCCACCAGCACGGGUUCUUUAGUGAUUUUGCGUUCGAGGAGCGACAGCGUGAACUCCCGGACGGUACGAUGCAGUCCAUCUAUACUGGGCGCAUCCGACGGCGUCUCAUUCUCGUGCUGGACUGUGUCCAUGCGCAUGAGUUCUGUGAGCGUUCGGCUGACUACGUUAGUCUCCAGCGCUACAUCUCCAUCACCAAGUACACGGAGAUGGAGGCACUGAGGUGGUUCUACAAGGUGGUACGGAUCGUCGAGCAGCUGCACGAUCGGAACGUUAUCCAUCGCGAUCUCAAGCUGAACAACAUCGUGUUGAACCGGCGCACCAAGCGCGUACUGCUGACGAACUUCAUUCUCGCCAAGCACCUGAUGAACGAGAACGAAUGUUUGCGGGACCAACGGGGCAGUCCGGCGUACAUCUCGCCGGAUGUGCUUGCCGGCAGACCGUACUUGGGCAAACCGUCCGACAUGUGGGCACUGGGCGUGAUCCUGUACACGAUAAUUUAUGGAAAAUUUCCGUUCCUGGACACCACUCCGUCGGCAUUGUUUCGGAAGAUACGUGAAGCGGAUUACACCAUUCCGAGUGGCUUCAAGACGUCUGAUCGUACAAACAGGCUGAUCAAAUCGAUGCUGACACUCAACCCAGAUGAGCGUUCUACGGCCACCGAGGUGCGGGUACAACUCGAGCAGAUACUGCACUCGAUGCGUACGCCUCGUCUGGAAAGCGAUCAGAUUGUGCCCGAGUUUGUCGAUAGCCAACAGGCGGCGAACGGUGGAAACGGUGGUGAUACCGGUGAUCAGGCCCCACCGAGCGACAGGAUUGUUCGAGGCGUCGAAUCACCCUCCGCCAACAAUGUGAUCUUGGAGCGCCCGAUUCAGACCGGAUCGCCGAAGCACGAGCUUUCGACUGAACAGUUUUCUCGCGUACUCGAAACAUCGAUGGCCGGUGGGCUCAAUGGUGGCAGCAGCACCGGUCACGGGUGUAUGCGUCGGAAUGGUGAUGCGGGUUUCCUCAAGCCCAAGGUGGUAGUCCAUAAGACGGUGCGCGUUGCACCAUCGAAUGGGCAAUCCACGACAACGACCACAACCACGACGACAACGACGACGACGGUAACUCCGGUUGCUGGUGGACCGACAGCCGUCAGAGCCGAACAGGUGCCUGGAGCGGUCGAGCUACUCCAGUUGGCCAGUCGUGCUGCACCGGCAGCAGCGAAUGCUGGCAGUGGCGGUAGUGGUGGUGUAGGACCGCAGCGCAAUCGUUUGAAUUUCAAUCUGAAUCUACACGUUCGUCGUGUACAAUCUUCUCGGCCGUACCCGGCCCGUCCCUCACCGGGGACGACUUCCGUGACCGUCAUUCGCGGUGCAGGAAACCGCGGUAGCAACCAACAGGGACCCAAUCAGCAGCAGGGGAACAGCGGUAGUAACGGUAACACCGGGAGCGAUCGUACCGGAACAGGAGGCAGUACUGCUUCCUCCCCUCCGCUAAGCCUUAGCCAAACGAUCCGUAUGCUCAACAUGAUGCCCUACACGGUCACCGUAACCAGUGCCUCCUCGGUACCAGCUGCCAUCGGAGAAUCGCAGCCUCCAGCUCCGGCGCAGUCCGCCGGAACGCAGACAGCUGCUGUCUCGAUUGGUGGACGUGUCAAGCCGUUGGUGGCGCUGCUACGGGCCAUGCCGCGCAUUCAUGCGCUGCUCAUGAAUCGCUCCUCGGCCAACAGCAACACUGCCGACCGUGCAUCACUGCCCGAUUUCGACGGUAUCAUAACGAGCGAGAUGGCCGACAAGAUCAUCAUGUUUUUGAUCAAUAAUCUGCGCCACCACGAACCGGUAGCGAGUGUGGUUGCCGCCGGUUUUACCAGUACGGCAGCUAUGGGAUCGAUCCUACCGGGAAUCCGCGUCAACAGCGUGCUCGAGAUAAUGCGUCAGCUGGGCGUACGGAUGGAGGCAUCGGCGAGUGGUCAGAUUGUUAUCCGACCGCAGCAAUCGGGGCAACGGCGUGCAAUGCUUAGCUGCCUGCUGCAAAUCGCGGGCCAUAAUGAUCGCUACAUACAAAUGGUUUAGGUACCGGACAUGAGAUUGCUCUGUGUUCCUUUUAGCCGGGAAUCCGUUUUCCGUUUCUGUCGGCAGUGAGAGACCAAGGAUCUGUAGGAGGGAGAAAGAGAACAGAGAGGACGCGCGCCAAGGCCAUUGCUGGCUGCUAUUCUCUGGACAUUCUUUUCAUUUUUUGUGACUGACUACGUGGGCUCCGUUGAAUCCGCUUCUUAUUGAUCGGAGCAAACGGUGGUCUGUAGUACGUGGAUGGGGGCUCUGGCCGUAAUCUGGGUGUUUUUUUCUUUUUUUAAUAUUCGUAGAUAACAGAACUAGUGUAGCAUAAAAUUCUAAUAAUCCUAAAUAUAACAGCCGGGGGGAAUAUCCUGUGUCGACAACAAAACCACAUACACGUACACACUCUAAUGCGUA
Messenger RNA from Anopheles darlingi, 3308 nucleotides. RefSeq names its product probable serine/threonine-protein kinase MARK-B. Bases 297 to 2909 code for a protein of 870 amino acids. The record is from RefSeq and is a predicted model, not a curated record. Gene Ontology annotation, molecular function: protein kinase activity; ATP binding. The transcript has 4 exons. NCBI's taxonomy places the organism in Eukaryota, Metazoa, Arthropoda, Insecta, Diptera, Culicidae. Gene Ontology annotation, biological process: protein phosphorylation.